Physella acuta is the source of this 2198-nucleotide messenger RNA. RefSeq lists its product as uncharacterized. The record is from RefSeq and is a predicted model, not a curated record. NCBI's taxonomy places the organism in Eukaryota, Metazoa, Mollusca, Gastropoda, Physidae.
CAGAUUUUGUCAACGUGGAGGUUAGAACUAGAAAGAUGCUGUUACAAAAGAAUGCAAUAAUGAUGGGCCGGCUGAAGUACUUCAUCCUGUUUCUAUGCUGCUGUGCCGUGAGUGUUGUGUACAUCAUUAACGACAGCGUAUUUAGGAUAGACCUAUCGGCCGUCGGGACCUACAGACACGUAGGCCGACUUCUGUAUAAACCCGCCGCUAAAGUAGAUCCGGAAAAUGCCUGUAAUCGUCCGCCGAUGAAGAUCGACGACCCUGUGAUGAUGUCGUACUACACAAAACUUCCGCCGCCCGUGUGUGAAGGCGAGGAGAAUUGGGUCUACGUCGACAACGGUACCUUGAGAUUUUCUAAAUCAGUCGUGAAGAAGUACGGGAAUUUCACCUGUGACUUUUACAACCUGGUGAGGGUCCAUGAGUAUGACGUCACUUGGGGAAGCUCUUAUGUAAAUGUACAAGAAGGAUACCGCAUCCCAUCAGAUUUUUUUAAAGUCCGCUGCAAAGCGGAUGGUAACCACACCUACGACGGCAUCCACGCCGGGGUCGCCUACACCCACGACAGAGCGACUAGACCGGAAGUGGAUUUAAGCCAGGGGCUCGGCGGGCUGAGUAUCGCCAUCAUGGGCUACGAUUCAAUGUCAAGGUUAUCCUGGCUGCUGCGCCUUCCCAAGACGCGUGAGUACUUCAUGAGCUUGGGGGCCAUCGAGCUGGAGUCACACAACGUCGUGGGGGACGGGACGACGGCCGUCAUGUUUCCCAUGCUGACCGGCAAGGCUGAGUGGGAACUUCCCCAAUGUGGGAAAAACGUCAAAGGCGCCAACCCUCUGGACAACUUCCCUUUUCUCUGGCAUGAGUUCAAGAAAGCCGGAUACCUGACGUCAUGGUCCAACGGUCUGUCUGGCGCGUUCAACUGGCGGAUGCUGGGAUUCAGCCAGCAGCCGACAGACUUCUAUACCCGACAGUUUUUCUACGCCAUCGAUCCUUCGCGAUCCUUCCAAAGAGAGUGCAUCGGAAGCGAAAGGACGAUUCAAGUCUGGCUCAAAUACUUCAGAGAUAUUUUCGUCAUGUACAGGAACAGGCGAAAGUUCCUCUUCCAUUUCUUCGCGGAGUUAAGUCAUAACGACAAUAACAAGAUCACAAAGAUCGAUGAUGACCUGAAGGAAAGCGUCCAAUUUCUGCAUGACAACGGUUACCUUGACAACACAUUGUUUAUCUUGAUGGGAGACCAUGGCGCCAGGUACGGGAAAUUGCGUUCUACCUGGCAAGGUAAAAUGGAAGAGAGGCUGCCCUACUUCUCCUUCCUGUUCCCCAAAUGGUUUGAAGAGAAAUACCCCAAGGCCAUCCAAAACCUGCGGACAAACACCCGUAGACUGACCACGCCUUUUGAUAUCCACGAGACGUUGAAAGAUUUUUUACGUUUUGAUGGGACGGGGGUGGGGAAUGUCUCCAACAGAGGGAUCAGUUUGUUUAAAGAGAUUCCAUCGGAGCGGACGUGCGAGCAUGCGCAGAUAUCAUCUCAUUGGUGCGCAUGUCUAGCGUGGCAAAAUGCUUCCUCUAAAGACCCGGAUGUCAAAAAAGCUUUACGUUUCGUUCUAGACACCAUCAACAACUUCACUUCCGGAUUUAGAGAAGACUGCGCAGAGUUAUCCAUCGAAAACGUCACCACGGCGUUUAAACUAAAAAGCCGGAAGUCGAACUCGGAAGCCGGCACGGACAUGUUGACCUUGUACCAGCUGACAUUGUUCACCGCUCCGGGUCAUGGUCAUUUCGAGGUCACGGUCACUUUCGACAAAAAACAAAACAAGAUGGCCACAAGCGAGAAGGAAAUCAGCCGAAUCAACAAAUAUGGCGACGACCCCGAGUGUAUCCUGGGUAAAAAUAACCAGAUCAAACCGUAUUGUUAUUGUAAUGAUAAAAUCAAACGCUGAAAACCUUUCACCUGGGAGAUUUAUGAAUAAUCUCGUUUUGGGACGCAGCCAUAAAACAUGCAUUCAGUAAACAGUAAAAUACGUCUGUUUUACGUUUUACGGCAGGGAUAAAUAAGACGGAUGUUAUUUUUUUUAAAUUUAUGUAUUGAUUUAUUCAUUUAUUCAGUUAUUUAUUUAGCUUUGGCUUGGCAGGAUCGUUAGGAUCUGUGCCAUAUUGUGAGAUUAAAACGAAACUAUUGCAGUAUAAAUCGUUAGAUGUAAAAGACA